Microthlaspi erraticum is the source of this 2070-nucleotide messenger RNA. The record is from the annotation of a GenBank genome assembly. NCBI's taxonomy places the organism in Eukaryota, Viridiplantae, Streptophyta, Magnoliopsida, Brassicales, Brassicaceae.
AUGGUGGACAAGGCUUGGGUUCAUCUUUGCAGAGCUGAUCCUGGUUAUGAGAAAGGGGCGUCAGAGUUUGUUAGAGAUGUGGCUGCGGCUCUGGGAGACGUUGAUAUGAUCGUGUGUCCUUGCAUCGACUGUCGUAACAUAGAUCGUCAUUAUAGCAAUGUUGUAGUUGAUCAUCUUGUUACAAGGGGAAUGGAUGAGGCGUAUAAGAGAAGACUGAAGACACAGAACGGCUGGUCAGACAAGAGUUUUAAUGAUCUUCUCGAGACUUUGCCAGGGAUGUUACCAGCGGAUAAUGUGUUACACACAUCACUUUAUGAGGUCAAGAAAUUUCUGAAAUCAUUUGAUAUGGGUUACGAGAAGAUCCAUGCCUGUGUCAACGACUGCUGCUUGUUCAGAAAGAAGUACAAGAAGCUUGAGAAUUGUCCAAAAUGUAAGGUUUCCCGGUGGAAGACAAACAUUCACACUGGUGAAGUGAAACAAGGUGUGCCACAAAAAGUUUUACGCUAUUUUCCAAUAAUCCCAAGACUGAAGAGAAUGUUUAGAUCAGAGGAUAUGGCUAGAGAUCUAAGGUGGCAUUUCACUAGUAAGAGCAUCGACGGCAAACUCAGACACCCGGUGGAUUCAGUUACUUGGGAUCAGAUGAACGCCAAAUACCCUUCCUUUGCAUCAGAAGAAAGGAACGUGAGGCUUGGACUUUCCACAGAUGGCUUUAAUCCGUUCAACAUGAAGAACAGUAUGUAUAGCUUCUGGCCUGUUUUGCUUGUCAACUACAACUUACCACCUGAUUUAUGCAUGAAGAAGGAAAACAUAAUGCUUACAUUGUUGAUUCCUGGUCCACAUCAGCCUGGAAAUAGCAUUGACGUCUACUUGGAGCCGCUCAUAGAGGAUCUAAACCACUUGUGGAAUAACGUAGAGGUCACAUAUGACGCCUUCAGUAAGUCUACUUUCACUCUUAAGGCAAUGCUACUUUGGACGAUAAGUGAUUUCCCGGCUUAUGGAAAUCUUGCAGGCUGCAAAGUGAAAGGUAAAAUGGGAUGUCCUUUGUGUGGGAAAAAUACUGAUUGUAUGUGGUUGAAGUUCAGCAGGAAGCAUGUGUACAUGUGUCAUAGAAAGCGGCUGCCACCUACACAUAGUUUUAGGGGAAAGAAGUCGUGGUUUGAUGGCAAAGUGGAACUGGGCAGAAAGGGAAGAAUUUUAAGUGGUCGAGAAAUAUGUCAGAAUCUCAGGAAUUUCAAGAACGAAUUUGGAAACUUGAAACGAUCUGGUAGAAAGAGGAAAAAGCCUGUGUGUACAUCUGUGGGCUCUGAAGUUGAGGAUUUAUCUAGUGAGUCAGAGGAAGAAGAAGAGGAAGAAUUACAAGUAGAUGUGGAGGAGUUACUGCGAUGGAAGAAAAAAUCAAUCUUUUUCAAGUUACCUUAUUGGGAGGAACUCCCUGUGAGACAUAACUUGGACGUAAUGCACAUUGAGAGGAAUGUGGCUGCAAGUAUAGUGUCUACAUUGUUGCAUUGUGGCAAGUCGAAAGAUGGUCUUCAGGCUCGUAAAGAUUUGGAGGAGUUGGGUAUUAGGAAGGAUCUACAUCCAACCAUCAAAGGGAAACAGAGGUAUCUACCAGCAGCACCUUGGUCUCUUUCCAAGACAGAGAAGAAGAUUUUUUGCAGGCGCCUAUUAGACUUCAAAGGCCCUGAUGGAUAUUGCUCAGACAUUUCAAGAGAUGUGUCAUUAGAUGAGUGUAAGGUCACUGGCCUGAAAUCACAUGACUAUCACGUCCUAAUGCAACAAUUUCUUCCAAUUGCCCUUAGAGGCUUGCUACCCAAAGGUCCAAGGCUAGCAAUUGUACGCUUAUGCUCGUUUUUCAACCAUUUGUGUCAGCGAGUCAUAGAUAGAGAACAAUUGCUGGUAAUGGAAGCUGAGAUUGUUGAGACUCUUUGUAUGUUCGAGAGGUUUUUUCCCCCAAACUUCUUCGAUAUUGAUGUGGAGUCAGGUUUUACCAAACUCCUAGACCUCUGCAAGUGCACAGAUCGCGGAAGUAUGGGUAUCGAACACAAGGACUGGCUAUUGAGUACACUUUGA